GCGACGGAUCAGAAUUUAACGAGCACAUUGUCAUCAUCCGAUCAAGCUAAGUCAAUUUCAACUGAUCAGUCAUCAUCAAUUGCUUCUGCGUUUUCCACUCACUCUGCUUCGGAAUCGGAAUCCAGACAACGCCAAGAACAAACUUAUCGCAAUGAACAGCAUUCCUCAGCACUAGUCUCCUCAUCUUCCGGUAGCGCUCACCUGGAUGAGACCAAUUCAGUGGAUGCUACCUCUAGUCCUAUCAAGGAGGAAAGUCAUCAAAGUAGAGAAGGUUUACAGAAGAGUGAUUCUGCUUUGAGCAUAUCUGAAUCUGCGUCUUCCGGAAAAAAGUCUGGGUCAGAGAUUACUUCUGAAUCUCUGAAAAACCUUAUAUCCUCUAUCGCACAAGAAUCGAAUGAGCGUGAAAAGAUCACUGGCACUGAUGACUCAGUGAGAAGAUCAUUGAAUCACUCUUCGAAUUUUGAGAAGGAAACCGCUGAGGAACUGAAAGCAAACGUUGUUGUUGAUAUGCCAUCAACUUCAACUACACAUCAUCCAGCGUUCAUCACAUGGGAUAAGGAUCCUUUCAUAAGGCUUCCUCGACCAGCCAUAUUAGUGGCUAAAAAAAUGAACUCUGCCUCUGGAUCGUCAGGAGGACUUUCGAUCUCAAAUGCCCAUCAAAGCAGUUCUAUAUCUGAGGCUUCUGAAAGAUUAUCUACUUCAACUUCAACCGACCACCAUACUAAUCUUCUCUCUGGACCUUCCGGAGACGGUUUAGUAUCGACAGGAUAA
Messenger RNA from Anisakis simplex (herring worm), 771 nucleotides. The record is from the annotation of a GenBank genome assembly. NCBI's taxonomy places the organism in Eukaryota, Metazoa, Nematoda, Chromadorea, Rhabditida, Anisakidae.